AUGGAGGGCAGCCCAGAGAAGCAGAAGCCCAGCCCGCGACACCGGCCCAAACCCAGGGGCCCCUCCACACUGACUCUGGGCCAGUCCCGCAGCACAGAGGACCUAUCUGAGGGCCUCCCCAGGGCCAACUUCAGGAAGGGCUUCUCCCUACGUAACGUCAGCCUGUGUGUGGUGGACGGGGUCCGGGACAUGCUCCAGAGGAGCCGAGGAGCCUCUCCAGAACCCCGCUGCAGGCUCAACGGGGAUACGGGAGGGUGUUGGAGUCCCCGCCUGCUGCGUAUGCCCCGGGGAUCCCGCAGUGCUGCCCUGAGGCCCCUGCCAGCUGAGGUGCAGCGGGAAGGAGCCCUGCGGUACAUGGUGGCGGACGACUCACACAGCAUGGGCAGCAAUGCUCAGUGGCAGAAGUGUCGUCUGCUGCUGAGGAGGAUGAGAGGAGGAGGAGAAGGAGGGGUCACUGAAGGGGAGGGGGGCUUCCUGCUGGAGUUCUAUGUGCCGCCCAAGUCGUCCAAGCCCAAAUUGAGUGUUCCUCUGACAGCCGUAAUGGAGGUGCGGACCACCAUGCCCCUGGAGAUGCCAGACAGGGACAACACCUUUGUCCUCAAGGUGGAGAAUGGAGGAGAAUACAUCCUGGAGACAUUAGACUCCCUUCAGAAACACUCCUGGGUGGCUGACAUUCAGGACUGCAUAGACCCGGGGGACAGUGGAGAUGACAUUGAGCUGACGUCUUGUCCUCAUGGCCAGUUCCCCUCGGUGUCCACCUGUAACUGUGAGCUCACGGCUCGUGAGUAUUUAUUCACUUUAAUUGACAUACCCAAGACCCCUCAGCACCGUGCUGGUCCCUGUGGCCCCUCAGGGCCCCGCUUUCGGACCCUGUUGGCCUCCCCUUUGCACCCCACCCAUGUCCCCCUAGAACGCUUCCUCCAGUCACUGGAGUCCAACAGGCCUGGAGCAGGUAAUGGCCAGCUCUCUAUGUGGAAAGGCUGCUUUUUGCUAAGACAAUAUUGUGAAGGAACACCCCGUUCUGAGAUGGACACCUCUCUGACCUGCUACCCAUGGUUCCACGGUACACUGUCUCGAGUGAGUGCUGCUCAGCUGGUGUUGGUGGGCGGAGCCCGGAGCCAUGGGCUCUUUGUGAUUCGCCAGAGCGAGACGCGCCCGGGAGAAUACGUCCUCACCUUCAACUUCCAGGGCAAAGCCAAGCACCUGCGUCUGUCUGUGGACUCUCAGGGCCAGUGCCAUGUGCACCACCUGUGGUUCCAGAGCGUGGGGGACAUGCUGCAGCACUUCCACUGCCACCCCAUUCCGUUGGAGUCUCGCGGGGCUGCAGAUGUCACGCUGCGAUGCUAUGUCCAGACACAGCGCAGCCGCCCAGAGCUCUGUGUGUCUCGGAUGUCCACCCCUACCAGAGAGCCUGGCUGUCGGAACGGCCUCCACCAAUUGGCACAAUUCUUUCCCGGAGUCUUGCAGCCAGUUGGUGGAUCUGUGGACUCUCCUCUCCCCCCCAGUUCCCCUGCUCUACCCCGCAUUCUGCCUCCCUUCCCCAGACUAGAGGAUGGGGGUGAUGGGGGCUUACGGAGUCGCAGUGGCAGCAUAGAGCAUCUUCUACCGCCCUCUGGUGGCUCAGCUGAUGAACAGCAGGAGACUGAGGGAGCACAAAGAACAAGAGCAGUAGAGAACCAGUACUCUCUCUACUGA
Salvelinus namaycush (lake trout) is the source of this 1695-nucleotide messenger RNA. RefSeq names its product SH2B adapter protein 2-like. The transcript is spliced from 8 exons. The record is from RefSeq and is a predicted model, not a curated record. Gene Ontology annotation, cellular component: plasma membrane. Gene Ontology annotation, biological process: antigen receptor-mediated signaling pathway; intracellular signal transduction. Bases 1 to 1695 code for a protein of 564 amino acids. NCBI's taxonomy places the organism in Eukaryota, Metazoa, Chordata, Actinopteri, Salmoniformes, Salmonidae. Gene Ontology annotation, molecular function: transmembrane receptor protein tyrosine kinase adaptor activity.